AUGGACGACCCAUACACAGUCAAGGCCCAGAGCGGUGACUCGGCUGCGAAGCAGAUCCUCUUGCAUCUCGACUCGCAGCGAACGGGCAACUAUAAGUUCAUCAGCGCCGACAUUGACGAGACGCACCUGCUUGUGCGAACAGAGGCUGUAGAGGAGAUCAAGGCUGCGUUACAGGAGGAGCUCGAGAAGAACACAUAUGUCAAGGUGAAGGACUAG
Molecule: messenger RNA, 216 nt
Organism: Trichosporon asahii var. asahii CBS 2479
Lineage: Eukaryota; Fungi; Basidiomycota; Tremellomycetes; Trichosporonales; Trichosporonaceae
Exons: 3
Coding region: 1-216 (71 amino acids)
Biological process (GO): nucleotide-excision repair, preincision complex assembly; transcription initiation at RNA polymerase II promoter; transcription by RNA polymerase II
Cellular component (GO): transcription factor TFIIH holo complex; transcription factor TFIIH core complex
Source: RefSeq, a predicted model, not a curated record